This is a messenger RNA of Caenorhabditis sp. 36 PRJEB53466, 880 nucleotides long. The record is from the annotation of a GenBank genome assembly. Lineage: Eukaryota; Metazoa; Nematoda; Chromadorea; Rhabditida; Rhabditidae.
AUGUUGGUAACUACUCGCCACAUAUUCCGACGCUUUGCUACAUCAUCACGACUUCUGGAUGCGACCAGAAAGAAGACAGUAGAAGAUAUGACGCAAGAGAUGCUUCAAGUGAAUGAAACAUUUCUGAGCUUCGUUAAUAUCAUUAAGUGAAUUCCAGAUGCCGGUUUCUCGAAUCCCUCCCACAGUUCAACGUCUCGCUAGUUCCCUGAAGAUGCGAUUUCAACGAGACGACCUCGAUCAAUCGGUGAAAUCCAUUCUGGACCGCGCUUCGGCACAAUUGUACUACAAUUGCGCGGACAACUUUGAUUUCCCUAAGCUCUGUGAUGCAUUCGGACUCGGAGAUUACAUGUCUUCAUGGUAAACCAGCACCGAUAGUUUUGAUCUAGAAGCAACCAACUUUCAGGUACAAAUUGACACUCAUGCACACGUGGAUGGUACUGAUGCGAUUGCACUCGGAAUUCGACGGGAAAGCGUACAUGAGAUUACAAAGAGGACUUUUGUCAACGAUGUGGCUGGAUAUCGAUAACAGACUGGGAAUUGUGAGCAAAGAAUUAGGCCAAGUGAUGACAGGACAGACAGACAUGAAACACAUGCACGGAUUGCACUUGCAGACGUUCUUCGAGUUUGACGAGGUUUUUUUAUUCGCUAGUUCAUUUUAAACUAUUGAUUGAAAUGUCUUCAGGGAUUCCUUCACGACGACCGAGUUCUGGCUGGGGCCGUAUGGAGGUGUCUAUACAUGAGCCGCCCGGUCGAUCCCAUAAACCUGCUCAAAGUGGUCUCCUACAUUCGCUCGACGGCUGCGUGGCUGGAAACGCAAGAUACGAAUUCUAUUGUUGUCGAAGGAAUCGCCGAAUGGAAACAACUACGGGCCACUUCUUGA